AUGCCCUCAAUCCGUGUUUCCUGCUCGCUCCUUCUCCUCGCAGCUGCCGCUCUCGCCGUGCCCGCAGACAGGCUUGAGAAGCGUGCCCCUCCGACGGUCACCCUCGACCAGGGCACCUUCGUGGGUGAAGCGGACGGCGACGUGAACAACUUCCUCGGCAUUCCAUUCGGCAAGCCUCCGUACGUCUCUGUCUCCUCACACCUCGCCGUUUGGCUCAUUCGCCUUUCCUCGCAGAACCGAAAACUUGCGUUUCAAUCUCCCGUCGCUGUCGACGCGUACACCGGUACCUAUAACGUGUCCGCGUACGGGCCGUCGUGCCCCCAGCAGGCCCAGAACCUCGCCGAGCUCCCCUCGGAUGUCGUAGACUACGCGAACACCACCAUGUUCGCCAGUGUCGAGACCUCCGACGAAGAUUGUCUCUCGUUGAACGUGAUCGUUCCUAAUGGAGCCCAGAUUGGAGACGACCUGCCUGUCGCCGUGGUCGGCGGUUCGAGCAUGUACGGCGAAAGGGGUGUUGUGGUGAAGCGGUCGAUUGCUAUGAACGAGCCGACAAUCUUCGUGAGCAUGAACUAUCGUAAGGAAGUCAAGGAAGCUGGCGUCGGCAACCUCGGCCUCCAAGACCAGCGUCUCGCUCUCCACUGGGUGCAGAAAUACAUUUCUCAGUUCGGAGGGGACCCGAGCAAGGUCACCAUCUGGGGCGAGAGUGCGGGUGCGAUUUCCGUUGCGAUGCACAUGAUCACCAACGGCGGUGACACCGAGGGUCUCUUCCGCGGGGCGUUCAUGCAGAGCGGCUCGCCCAUUCCGGUCGGCGACAUCGAGCACGGCCAGGGCGACUAUGACGCGAUAGCCGUCGACGCAUCGCCCUCCAUUUUCUCGUACCAGUCCCUCAGGCUCGCGUGGCUCCCCCGUCAACUCGUCCUUGACGGCAGCGUUGCUGACGUGCCUUUCGUAUCCGGGUUCGCGCAGUACAUCAAGGAGAUCUACGUCCCCGACAUCACCGACGCCGAGCUCGACACACUCCUCUCCGCCUACCCAGCGACGUCACCCAGGGCUCCCGUUCGACACCGGCGACCGCAACGCGAUCACGCCCCAGUUCAAGCGCAUCGCGCCUUCCAGGGCGACCUCGUGUUCAACGCCGCCCGCCGGUUCUUCAUCCAGCAGCGCGCCGACGACCAGCCUGUGUACUCCUUCCUGAGCAAGCGCUUCAAGUGGGUCCCCACCCUCGGCUCGGUACACGCCUCGGACCUGUUGAACGUAUUCGGACCGGCGGAGCUCACGGACUACCUCGUCAACUUCGCGAACAACCUGGACCCGAACGGGGCCACUGUUCCGGUGUGGCCGCAGUACAGCGUCGCUGAGCCGCAGCUGAUGACGUUCGUGGACGGGCUCCGGAACCGGACGGAGAUCACGACGGACGACUUCCGCAACGAGUCGAUGGCGUACGUCGUCGAGCUUGCUCUCAAGUACCCCCUUUGA
Epithele typhae is the source of this 1476-nucleotide messenger RNA. RefSeq names its product carotenoid ester lipase precursor. The record is from RefSeq and is a predicted model, not a curated record. The coding region runs from base 1 to 1476 and encodes 491 amino acids. The transcript is spliced from 11 exons. NCBI's taxonomy places the organism in Eukaryota, Fungi, Basidiomycota, Agaricomycetes, Polyporales, Epitheliaceae.